This is a messenger RNA of Exophiala dermatitidis NIH/UT8656, 315 nucleotides long. RefSeq lists its product as uncharacterized. The transcript has a single exon. The record is from RefSeq and is a predicted model, not a curated record. Bases 1 to 315 code for a protein of 104 amino acids. Lineage: Eukaryota; Fungi; Ascomycota; Eurotiomycetes; Chaetothyriales; Herpotrichiellaceae.
AUGUCCAAGAUCAACUUCAUCAUCAUGGUCACCAUUCUUCGGCCUUUGCGCAUGCUGGUCACAGAGUCCAUCGUCCUGUUCUUCAGCAUAUACACGGCUUUCAACUUCUCUGUGCUCUUUGCCUUUUUUGCGGCCUUCCCCAUUGUUUCCCAAUCCCCAUAUCCCGAGAUCCAAGUUUAUCACUUUAACACCGGCGAAUCUGGCCUUCAUCUUCGUUGGAAUCGGCACCGGAGUCUUUCUUCCGACCGCCAUCUUCGUGACAAGAGACCAUACCAUUUACCGCCGGUAAACGCUGCUUCGCCGUUCAAACAAUGA